GGGUAACGUAUUUUCCAACCUCUUCGGUAACCUUCAACAUACAACGUCUCACGGUUGUCAAGCUCAAGAUAAAUUUGCUAGCCCCACCCUAACCUCUAAAAGAAAAGAACUAAAAGAAAAAAAUAGGUUUAGAAGCUCAAGGUAAAAAAAAAAAAAAGUUCAGACCGUAUGAACCAAUCCAAUGGGAUUUUUCAGCAAUAGAAAAACAAAACAAACUAGGAAAUAGAAACCUAGCUGAAGGCCAAGGAUUCAAUGGACAAGAAUAAAGAAUUAUGUGAGUUUGCCACAGCAUCUAUCGCUUCAGUACGACAAGUAAACUUCUACACAACCAGACGUCACAUGGUUAACAGCUGUGGGCCAUCAAGGACGGUUCUUUGUUAGGACAAGUGCAACGAGUUCGUCGGCACGUCAUUACACCACACCCUUUAUGCGAACGAACUACGAGCCAAGUGAAAGAGAACAAAAACGUGUUGGUCAGGUUAGUUUGCUUGCCCUCCUUUAUGGGAUUCGGGAGAGUGACAACGCUGCCAAAGACAAGCUCGCAGUGUUGUAUCUCGGUCCACACGUUUACCAUCGUCCGAGUAGAAGAGAUGGCUUUAAAAUUUCUAUUACUCGUCGGUCUGUUCUUCGUCGUCACUGACGUCAUCGCCCAGGAAAGUGUGAAACAAUUGCAAAAAUCGACCAGACAAGAAUCCCCCUGGGCUUGGGCGUGCCGAAAUGGUAGAGGUUGCGUAAAAGUAGCAAAGGAUUCGCCCGUGGAAGAAGGCGAUAAUCUGGACAACCCAACAUUGGCAGGUUGCAAGUUAACUUGCAACGCUGAAUCCACCCUGUGGCCCAAACCUCGCAGCAUCAUCUCCCUUUCAAAAACUCUCGUGUCCUUCCAUCCAACGGACAUCCGCAUUAGUCGCAUUUCAGCUCCGACUCCUAAGGUCAAAUCCUUGACGAAUGAGGCCAUUCAAGUACUGCGGAGUGUCAUCCGCAAGAGCAUUCCCAAUACGCAAAGAGGUCGCAAUCAAACUGCAAAAGAGCCACAACGACCCCAUAUCAAUAUCCAAGUAUCCAUCGUGUCGGGUGAUGAACGUCUCGAGAUGGCAACUGACGAAUCUUACAACUUGCACGUCGAAACGAUUUUCGCUACAGCCGCAACGCCCGCUAGUCCGCGCAGCACUACGUCCGUCUCCAUCACGGCCACUUCUUUCUUCGGCGCUCGCCACGGAAUUGAAACGUUGUCACAGAUUAUGGCCUGGGAUGAUACCUUGGGAGCGAUGAUUAUGCUGACCGAUGCCAACAUUUCAGAUUCGCCCGCCUUCGUUCACCGUGGACUUCUCGUCGAUACGUCACGUAAUUACUUGAGCGUUCCAGUCAUCAAGAAAAUUAUCGACGCCAUGUCUUACGAUAAACUCAACGUGUUCCAUUGGCAUCUUACGGACACGCAUUCUUUCCCUUUUGUAUCUACUCGGGAACCAAGGCUGUCCCUUUACGGCGCUUACUCUUCCGCCAAAGUGUACCGACCUGAAGAUAUUAAAGAAUUGGUUCAUUACGCCACCGUUAGAGGCGUCAAAAUCGUGCCAGAAUUCGACGCUCCAGCUCACGUUGGAAGCGGAUGGGAAUGGGGCGAACGUGCUGGAAUGGGUCAGUUAGCACUUUGCGUCAACAAGGAGCCAUGGACAACAUACUGCGUGGAACCGCCAUGCGGAAUCCUAAAUCCCGUUAACGACAACAUCUAUUCCGUAUUAAGCAAUAUCUAUCAGGACAUGCGAGACUUGUUCGUCAGCGACAUUUUCCACAUGGGUGGCGAUGAAGUCAAUUUCGCUUGCUGGAACGAAACGGCUGAAAUUAUCGAUUGGCUAAAAACGCAAGGACGGACAGACAAAAGCAAAGAAGAUUUCCUCUAUUUAUGGACCUAUUUUCAAAACCGAUCGUUAGCCGAGGUGGACAAAGCUUACGACAAUAAACAACCCAUCGUUUUGUGGACCAGCGGUUUGACAGAGGAUGGACAUGCUGACAAAUAUCUGGACAAGAGUCGAUACAUCAUUCAAAUUUGGACAACUGGCACGGACGAAAGCAUCGCCCAACUUUACCGUCAAGGUUUCAAGUUGAUUAUGUCAAAUUACGACGCAUGGUACUUUGAUUGCGGAUAUGGACAAUGGGUUGGUGAUGGACCAAACAACUGGUGUUCACCAUACAUCGGCUGGCAAAAGGUCUACGAAAACAGCCCCAGUAAACUAAUCGUCAAUUUCAAUGAGACGUACAACCCGAGACAGAUAUUAGGUGGUGAAGCCGCUAUUUGGUCCGAACAGGUUGACAGCACGACUAUCGAAGGGAAACUGUGGCCUCGCAGUUCAGCUUUAGCAGAGAGGCUAUGGACCGAUCCAGACACAACAUGGAGAGCUGCCGAACAUCGUUUCAAUCAUCACCGUGAACGAUUAGUACAGCGUGGAAUACAAGCAGAUGCCCUUCAGCCAGAGUGGUGUCACCAGAAUGACGGCUAUUGCUUCCUUGAAUCGAAUUAGACAACAAGUAUCCAGAAUCAACAAAAGUGUUCAAGGUGAUCGAACCCUCGUGUUCUCGAAAUGUCACCUUGACAAUGUCUGCUGGUUGCUAUAGAGAUCGAUCACCGAAAUAUAACAAAUUAACUGUCACAA
This is a messenger RNA of Daphnia magna, 2645 nucleotides long. RefSeq names its product chitooligosaccharidolytic beta-N-acetylglucosaminidase (gene Hexo1). Gene Ontology annotation, biological process: carbohydrate metabolic process; glycosaminoglycan metabolic process; ganglioside catabolic process. Lineage: Eukaryota; Metazoa; Arthropoda; Branchiopoda; Diplostraca; Daphniidae. The record is from RefSeq and is a predicted model, not a curated record. Gene Ontology annotation, molecular function: beta-N-acetylhexosaminidase activity. Gene Ontology annotation, cellular component: membrane.